Ipomoea triloba (trilobed morning glory) is the source of this 1293-nucleotide messenger RNA. Its product is annotated as E3 ubiquitin-protein ligase RNF170-like. The transcript is spliced from 5 exons. Gene Ontology annotation, molecular function: ubiquitin protein ligase activity. The coding region runs from base 229 to 1170 and encodes 313 amino acids. Lineage: Eukaryota; Viridiplantae; Streptophyta; Magnoliopsida; Solanales; Convolvulaceae. The record is from RefSeq and is a predicted model, not a curated record.
ACAGGACAGAUUGAUGAAAUUUUUUACUUACGGGACUUAAUGAUCAAUUUGACACUUUAUCCUUUUUAUUUUUUCCCGUUCCACAAACCGUGAAAAAACUAUCAAUGGGAUUAGCUAAAUUCUAUUUAAAAAAAUAAUAAUAAUAAUAAAUACUCUAUUUGCAAUCAAAACCCCUGGAAGCUAGAAGCUUUCUGCUUCUUUCUCGAAGCUGCAAUAAUCAGUACUGGGAUGAAGAGGUUCUUCUUCAAUCUUCCAAGCUCUCACCGACACCAUCACCUUCAUCAGAACCCUAAUCGUGACAAUUCCUCCGUCGCUGCGAGCACUAGUACUAGCGAAGCCACGAAUCCUUCGUAUUCAUCGGAGCUCCGCGAAUCCGCAUCGGGGAGGACUGAGAAGGAAGUGAGCAUUUACGAAUCAGCGAAUGGUGGAGAGGUGGAGGAGGAGGGAUGGGAAGAAAUAUCGCCGUUUCGCGGCGAGUCAGCGGAAUGGAUAACGGCGUCGGCUUCUGGUCAGAGAAAUGCGGAUGGUGAGGAUUCAGCCUCCUUGUCGAUGAGCGCGGUUUCUAGGGAGAACAAGGAGGCAGGAACUGCGAUGAGUGCGAGGAUGGAUAGCCCUCCUAGUGGCGAUUGCUGCCCUAUAUGCUUCAGCAAUUUCGUCGUCCCCUGCCGCGGCCCCUGCGGUCAUUGGUAUUGCGGAGGCUGCAUUUUGCAGUACUGGAACUGUAGUGCAGCCCUUCAGCCUUGCAACUGUCUAAUGUGUUCGAAACAGAUAACUAAGUUGACACCUGAGGCAUCGUUGUAUCACUCUCAGGAAGUUGAAGUUACGAAGGUUCUGGGGAGUAUUCGAAUAUAUAAUCGCCUUUUUGUUGGGGACACAUAUGGCUUCAUGCUAAAAGUGCUUUAUUUGCCAUUAUACGCCAAGAGAUUAUUUCGUGAAAUGAUGAAUCCUGAUAUACCUGGUGUUCAUCUACACAAAUUGCGAAUUUGUGCAAUGUUCCUGGGUCUCCUUUAUACGCUUUGCCCCUUCGAUUGUCUUCGAAUAGGCCGUCAAAAUGUCAUAGAUGUGUUUGAUUACUCCGCCAUUACAUUUUCAUUCGUCUUGUAUCUGGUUGGACUCUACCACCGAAGAUUGCUUUUCCAGAAUGUCAGGGAAAUGGCAGCCAUUGAUUGACUCAUGAUACUGUCCAGGCAUUAGUUUGUAGCUUGAAAUGGUACAAAAUGACAGUACAACAUGCAUGUGUAUAGUCGUACAUUGUUUCUCUCUCCCACCUUUGAUUAUCAGUUUUUUCUCAUA